ACAGUCGGCCGGGGGCCGCAGGGGAGGCGGCGGAGAGGGCGGGGCCCUCCUCCCCACCCCCUCACUGCCAAGGGGUUGGACCCGGCCACGGCGGCUAUAAAAGGGCCGGCGCCCUGGUGUUGCCGCAGUGCCUCCCGCCCCGUCCCGGCCUUGCGUACCUGCUCCGGCCACGAUGAGCUUCGGCGGCGCGGACGCGCUGCUGGGCGCCCCGUUCGCGCCGCUGCAUGGCGGCGGCAGCCUCCACUAUGCGCUGGCCCGAAAAGGUGGCGCAGGCGGGACGCGCUCCGCCGCCGGCUCCUCCAGCGGCUUCCACUCGUGGACACGGACGUCCGUGAGCUCCGUGUCCGCCUCGCCCAGCCGCUUCCGUGGCGCAGGCGCCGCCUCAAGCACCGACUCGCUGGACACGCUGAGCAACGGACCAGAGGGCUGCAUGGUGGCGGUGGCCACCUCACGCAGUGAGAAGGAGCAGCUGCAGGCGCUGAACGACCGCUUUGCCGGGUACAUCGACAAGGUGCGGCAGCUGGAGGCGCACAACCGCAGCCUGGAGGGCGAGGCGGCGGCGCUGCGGCAGCAGCAGGCGGGCCGCUCCGCUAUGGGCGAGCUGUACGAGCGCGAGGUCCGCGAGAUGCGCGGCGCGGUGCUGCGCCUGGGCGCGGCGCGCGGUCAGCUACGCCUGGAGCAGGAGCACCUGCUCGAGGACAUCGCGCACGUGCGCCAGCGCCUCGACGACGAGGCCCGGCAGCGAGAGGAGGCCGAGGCGGCGGCCCGCGCGCUGGCGCGCUUCGCGCAGGAGGCCGAGGCGGCGCGCGUGGAACUGCAGAAGAAGGCGCAGGCGCUGCAGGAGGAGUGCGGCUACCUGCGGCGCCACCACCAGGAGGAGGUGGGCGAGCUGCUCGGUCAGAUCCAGGGCUCCGGCGCCGCGCAGGCGCAGAUGCAGGCCGAAACGCGCGAUGCCCUGAAGUGCGACGUGACGUCGGCGCUGCGCGAGAUUCGCGCGCAGCUUGAAGGCCACGCGGUGCAGAGUACGCUGCAGUCCGAGGAGUGGUUCCGAGUGAGGCUGGACCGACUGUCGGAGGCAGCCAAGGUAAACACAGAUGCCAUGCGCUCAGCUCAGGAGGAGAUAACUGAGUACCGGCGUCAGCUGCAGGCCAGGACCACAGAGCUGGAGGCACUGAAAAGCACCAAGGACUCACUGGAGAGGCAGCGCUCUGAGCUGGAGGACCGUCAUCAGGCCGACAUUGCCUCCUACCAGGAAGCCAUUCAGCAGCUGGAUGCCGAGCUGAGGAACACCAAGUGGGAGAUGGCCGCCCAGCUGCGAGAAUACCAGGACCUGCUCAAUGUCAAGAUGGCUCUGGAUAUAGAGAUAGCUGCUUACAGAAAACUCCUGGAAGGUGAAGAGUGUCGGAUUGGCUUUGGCCCAAUUCCUUUCUCGCUUCCAGAAGGACUCCCCAAAAUUCCCUCUGUGUCCACUCACAUAAAGGUGAAAAGCGAAGAGAAGAUCAAAGUGGUGGAGAAGUCUGAGAAAGAAACUGUGAUUGUGGAGGAACAGACAGAGGAGACCCAAGUGACUGAAGAAGUGACUGAAGAAGAGGAGAAAGAGGCCAAAGAGGAGGAGAGCAAGGAGGAAGAAGGGGGUGAAGAGGAGGAGGCAGAAGGGGGAGAAGAAGAAGCAAAGUCUCCCCCAGCAGAAGAGGCUGCAUCCCCAGAGAAGGAAGCCAAGUCACCAGUAAAGGAAGAGGCAAAGUCACCGGCUGAGGCCAAGUCCCCAGAGAAGGAGGAAGCAAAAUCCCCAGCCGAGGUCAAAUCCCCUGAGAAGGCCAAGUCUCCAGCAAAGGAAGAGGCAAAGUCACCAGCCGAGGCCAAGUCCCCAGAGAAGGAGGAAGCAAAAUCUCCAGCUGAGGUCAAGUCCCCCGAGAAGGCCAAGUCCCCAGCAAAGGAAGAGGCAAAGUCACCGGCUGAGGCCAAGUCUCCAGAGAAGGCCAAGUCCCCAGUGAAGGAAGAAGCAAAGUCACCGGCUGAGGCCAAGUCCCCAGUGAAGGAAGAAGCAAAAUCUCCAGCUGAGGUCAAGUCCCCUGAAAAGGCCAAGUCUCCAACGAAGGAGGAAGCAAAGUCCCCAGAGAAGGCCAAGUCCCCAGAGAAGGAAGAAGCCAAGUCCCCUGAGAAGGCCAAGUCCCCAGUGAAGGAAGAAGCAAAGUCCCCUGAGAAGGCCAAGUCCCCAGUGAAGGAAGAAGCAAAGUCCCCUGAGAAGGCCAAGUCCCCAGUGAAGGAAGAAGCAAAGUCCCCUGAGAAGGCCAAGUCCCCAGUGAAGGAAGAAGCAAAGACCCCCGAGAAGGCCAAGUCCCCAGUGAAGGAAGAAGCCAAGUCCCCAGAGAAGGCCAAGUCCCCAGUGAAGGAAGAAGCAAAGUCCCCAGAGAAGGCCAAGACUCUUGAUGUGAAGUCUCCAGAAGCCAAGACUCCAGUGAAGGAGGAAGCAAGGUCCCCUGCAGACAAAUCACCUGAAAAAGCCAAAAGCCCUGUCAAAGAGGAGGUCAAGUCCCCAGAGAAGGCAAAAUCUCCCCUGAAGGAGGAUGCCAAGGCCCCUGAGAAGGAGAUCCCAAAGAAGGAAGAAGUGAAGUCCCCAGUGAAGGAGGAGGAGAAGCCCCAGGAGGUGAAAGUCAAAGAGCCCCCAAAGAAGGCGGAGGAAGAGAAAGCCCCUGCCACGCCAAAAAUGGAGGAGAAGAAGGACAGCAAGAAAGAGGAGGCACCCAAGAAGGAGGCUCCAAAGCCCAAGGUGGAGGAGAAGAAGGAACCUGCUGUCGAAAAGCCCAAAGAAUCCAAAGUUGAAGCCAAGAAGGAAGAGGCUGAAGAUAAGAAAAAAGUCCCCACCCCAGAGAAGGAGGCUCCUGCCAAGGUGGAGGUGAAGGAAGACGCUAAAGCCAAAGAGAAGACAGAGGUGGCCAAGAAGGAACCAGAUGAUGCCAAGGCCAAGGAACCCAGCAAACCAGCAGAGAAGAAGGAGGCAGCACUGGAGAAAAAAGACACCAAGGAGGAGAAGGCCAAGAAGCCUGAGGAGAAACCCAAGACAGAGGCCAAAGCCAAGGAGGAUGACAAGACCCUCUCAAAAGAGCCUAGCAAGCCUAAGGCAGAAAAGGCUGAAAAAUCCUCCAGCACAGACCAAAAAGACAGCAGGCCUCCAGAGAAGGCCACAGAAGACAAGGCCGCCAAGGGGAAGUAAGGCAGGGAGAAAGGAACAUCCGGAACAGCCAAAGAAACUCAGAAGAGUCCCGGAGCUCAAGGAUGGGAGUAACACAAUUUUCACUUUUUCUCUCUUUAUGUAAGAAGAAACUGCUUAGAUGACGGGGCCUCCUUCUUCAAACAGGAAUUUCUGUUAGCAAUAUGUUAGCAAGAGAGGGCACUCCCAGGCCCCUGCCCCCAUGCCCUCCCCAGGCGAUGGACAAUUAUGAUAGCUUAUGUAGCUGAAUGUGAUACAUGCCGAAUGCCACACAUAAACACUUGACUAUAAAAACUACCCCCCUCCUUUCCAAAUAAGUGCAUUUAUUGCCUCUAUGUGCAACUGACAGAUGACCGCAAUAAUGAAUGAGCAGUUAGAAACACAUUAUGCUUGAGAUGUCUUAACCUAUUCCCAAAUGCCUUCUGUUUUCCAAAGGAGUGGUCAAGCCCUUGCCCAGAGCUCUCUAUUCUGGAAGAGCGGUCCAGGUGGGGCCGGGCACUGGCCACUGAAUUAUGCCAGGGCGCACUUUCCACUGGAGUUCACUUUCAAUUGCUUCUGUGCAAUAAAACCAAGUGCUUAUAAAAUGAAAA
Messenger RNA from Pongo pygmaeus (Bornean orangutan), 3801 nucleotides. RefSeq names its product neurofilament heavy chain (gene NEFH). Gene Ontology annotation, cellular component: axon; neurofilament. Gene Ontology annotation, molecular function: structural constituent of postsynaptic intermediate filament cytoskeleton. NCBI's taxonomy places the organism in Eukaryota, Metazoa, Chordata, Mammalia, Primates, Hominidae. The record is from RefSeq and is a predicted model, not a curated record. Bases 173 to 3214 code for a protein of 1013 amino acids. Gene Ontology annotation, biological process: intermediate filament bundle assembly; axon development. The transcript is spliced from 4 exons.